Messenger RNA from Salvelinus fontinalis (brook trout), 5209 nucleotides. Its product is annotated as transmembrane protein 184B-like. Lineage: Eukaryota; Metazoa; Chordata; Actinopteri; Salmoniformes; Salmonidae. Gene Ontology annotation, biological process: transport. Gene Ontology annotation, molecular function: transporter activity. The transcript is spliced from 10 exons. Bases 395 to 1738 code for a protein of 447 amino acids. The record is from RefSeq and is a predicted model, not a curated record.
CUGCGUGACAGCAGAAACGGUGGAGGAGUUUCGCUGUUCUGCUACUGUAAAAUCUUAGCGUAGUGAAUCGCUAGGAGAGACACAGGGGAAUAACGGAGCCGAAUUCACGAGCGUUCCCCGAUACUGCUAUUUUGAAAUUAUAGUGACUGAAUAAAGUUUUUCUCAUGAGAUGGACUAUUAGUACAGACACAAGGUUGUAUUUACCUAGGCUUUGAAGAGUUUGCGAGCAGCUACCUAACUAGCGAUGCUAACGUUAGCUAGCGAACUAGAUGAAACUGUAAACAUGGUUUAAAUUGGUUUCUCACUUUACGUUAUGUUGCAGUGAUUUUAAUUUAGUAUGAAUUAUUAUUUUAUGAAUGUGUGUCUGUCGUAGCUAAUAACGUAUUUAGGAUACAUGUAUGCUUGGAUUCAAACAGCCGCAGUGUGUACACAAAUCAAACAACUGCAGCAGAUGCAGAUGAUGGAGGAGUUGUGGAGACGUGGCAUGCCCCUGUCAGAUCGAAUGGAAAAUGACUCCCCAGCCGAUAUGGCUCCAGGGUCCCUGACCACAGCGGCCCCGUCGGGCUCCAACGCCUCCUGGGUGCCAGACACCCCCCUGGUGACCCCUGAGGAACCAUACUUCCUCAUGACCUCCACUGCCCAGACCGUGUCAGGGUUCUUUGUCUGGACAGCCCUGCUAAUAACCUGCCACCAGAUCUACAUGCACCUGCGCUACUACAGCUCUCCCAAUGAGCAGAGGCACAUAGUUCGCAUCCUCUUCAUCGUUCCCAUCUAUGCCUUUGACUCGUGGCUCAGCCUCCUCUUCUUCACUAACGAAGAGUACUACGUCUACUUUGACACGGUCCGCGACUGCUACGAAGCGUUUGUGAUCUACAACUUCCUCAGCCUGUGUUAUGAGUACCUUGGAGGGGAGAGCGCCAUCAUGGCUGAGAUCAGAGGAAAGCCCAUUGAGUCCAGCUGUGUGUACGGAACCUGCUGUCUCUGGGGAAGGACUUACUCCAUUGGGUUCCUCCGAUUCUGCAAACAGGCCACUCUGCAGUUCUGUGUGGUGAAGCCUUUGAUGGCCAUGAUCACAGUCAUCCUGCAGGCCUUUGGGAAGUACAGAGAUGGAGACUUCAAUGUGGCCAGUGGGUACCUGUAUGUGACCAUCAUCUAUAACUUCUCUGUUAGCCUGUCUCUCUACGCCCUCUUUCUCUUCUACUUCGCCACCCGCAACCUGCUGGUCCCCUACAGCCCCAUGCUCAAGUUCCUCAUGGUCAAGUCUGUCAUCUUCCUCUCUUUCUGGCAGGGUAUGCUGCUGGCCAUCCUGGAGAAGUGUGGAGCCAUCCCUAAAAUCAACUCUCCCGAAGUGUCAGUUGGGGAGGGCACGGUCGCCGCCGGCUACCAGAACUUUAUCAUCUGCAUUGAGAUGUUCUUUGCCGCUGUGGCCCUGCGCCACGCCUUCACCUACAAGGUCUACAUGGACAAGAGGCUGGACUCCUACGGGUCCUUUCCUAUUUAUGGACAAUACGGUCGCUGCGCCCCAAUGAAGAGCAUCUCCAGCAGUCUGAAGGAGACCAUGAACCCCGGAGACAUGGUGCAGGACGCCAUCCACAACUUCUCCCCGGCCUACCAGCAGUACACACAGCAGUCCACCCUUGAGCAGCGUGGAGGGGUGCCGGUGUCCCGCAGCCACAGCAACCUCAGCACCCGCGACAACGAGAAGACCCUGCUGCUCAGUUCCGACGACGAGUUCUGAGCCCCCCUACACACCGACCGGUGGUACUACUGUGGGGUGGAGACGGGAGGGGCUUUAUGGACUCUACUACAGUGCCGUACCAAAUCGACAGGCUUAAGUCCUUUGACUGAUCCACUUCAUUGCGUACAUGAACAUAGUACUCAUAUUCCUCAGUCUAUAUUGACAAUACAAGCAACCUACUACAUAGAGGUCCAUUGCCACAUACCACUGCCAAUAUGGAUCAAUACAAAUACACACACACGUGCAUAGACCAUUCCCAGGUGUCUUCAGGCUGUGUUAACACUACAAAGACCUACCAGACAGAAACACUCACCAACGUGCAUGCCAUUAACAUGAGUGCCAUUGAAAUAUUGUCAAUUAUACAGCAUCCCCCCUCACCCUCCUGCCAGCUCUGCCUGAAAUGUUGCCAAAUAGAGGGAGAUCCCGCUUGGUCAGCAGGACCCUCUCUAACUUAAGAUUUCGAUUUCAGAGUCACUUGGAUAAGACACUAAGGGACCCCGAAAUCACUGUAUAUUUUGAUGUUUAUUGACCUGAUGUUGUUCUUCUCAUUUUAAACGAAUCUAUUAUGAAGGGAGGUUAUCAUUAUAUGAUGUGUGUUGGCAUGAACGGGAAGGUACAGUGAGGAUAAUAUAAUUGGGGGAUUUUGGGGGUCAUUUGGGGUGUCCCGGAAUGUUGUUGUUGAUGACGUAUUGAGGGAACAGCUGUUGACAGAGGUUUGGCGUGGGCGACUAACAUCGCUCACGCGGAGUACAGAUGAAAGAGGAACUUGCUUCUCAGCAGAGCUGGACCCGGCCGCAGCAGACAGGAUUAGAAUCCCGUAAUUGGGGCAUUAUGUGCGGCACAGAUCAGGCAUGUUUUUACCAUCACGUUGGUGUAACGGUCAUAUCGCGCCGAACUGCGCAUGUGCAGACCGUCUAAUCAAAGGCUGUCUUGAUAAUGUUUUUUGGACGAAAAUGAAAACUUGUCAGUGUGUCACCUUCACAAGGUUGGAGUAAUAACAUGUUCAACUACUUAAGACAUUGGCUCGAAUCUAGGUUGUGUCUUUAGAUUGAGAAAAUAAACAACUAAUUUCACUGUUCUCAUCUCAAACCUCAGCCUGGUCUGUUUCGCAAGCGUUCCUGGAAGUCUUCAAUGUUGCACCUCUGGGUUUAGAAACUGUGUGAAGUUGUCAAAGGGUAUGGGGACCAAGCAAUUCUUCCCCCUGGUGGCAAGAGGCAGAGAGAUUUCCAGCCCAGCCUCUGGGAGGAUCCUGUUGAGCAGAAAUUGUUUAUUUGAAUACAUAGGCAAGCCUUGGCUAUUUUCAUCAUUAAUAUACUUCAGUUAUGCCUGAAUAUAGCUGCUUUCUUCAUCAUGGCUGUUUUCUUGUCUUGUUAGGGUUGCUAUGUUGCUGCUUAGUGUCACUAGCCUCACUGAUUUUUCCUUUGAGAAGUCUUUUUGCUGAAGACAACACACAAACAGAUCAUUUUGAAACGUUUUACUCAUAAAAAAACCUCUCACUGAACUGUCAAUUCCAAAGCUGCAGUUUUACGAAAAAAUGUAAAUAGGAACACUACCCAUAUUUGAAUACCUGAGGGAAGUGUUUUUCUACAGCAGGGGUUCUUAAAUGUUUAUCUCGAAACACAAAUUAGACAUUUUUACCGUCCUCCCGUGACUCAAAUCUUCCUCUAACGACCCAAAUUAAGAAGAAAUAGUGUGAUAUUAUAGAUGUAUUAUCAUAACUCGCGACCCACCUCUCACAUGCCCAGGGCCCACCUCGGGUUAAAAAACCCUGGUCCCACAGGGUCCAAUAAAUACAGUACCAAUCAAAAGUUACUACUCAUUCCAGGGUUUUUCUUUAAUUUGACUAUUUUCUACAUUGUAGAAUAAUAGUGAAGACAUCAAAUUAUGAAAUAAAACAUAUGGAAUCAUGUAGUAACCAAAAAAAAGUUAAACAAAUUUACAAAUAUUUUCUAUUUUAGAUUUCUCAAAGUAGCCAUCCUUUGCCUUGAUGACAGUUUUGCACACUCUUGGCAUUCUCUCAACCAGCUUCAUAUGGAAUGCUUGAAGGAUUUCCCACAUGCUGAGCACUUGUUGGCUGCUUUUCCUUCACUUUGCGGUCCAACUCAUCCCAAACCAUCUCAAUUGGGUUGAGGUCGGGUGAUUGUGGAGGCCAUGUCAUCUGAUGCAGCACUCAAUCACUCUCAUUCUUGAUCAAUUAGCCCUUACACAGCCUGGAGGUGUGUUGGGUCAUUGUCCUGUUGAAAAACAAAUGAUAGUCCCACUAAGCGCAAACCAGAUGGGAUGGCACAUCGCUGCAGAAUGCUGUGGUAGUCAUGGGGGUUAAGUGUGCCUUGAAUUCUAAAUAAAUCACUGACAGUGUCAUCAGCAAAGCACCCCCACACCAUCACACCUCCUUCUCCAUGCUUCACGGUUGGAACCACACAUGCGGAGAUCAAUCCAUUCACCUGCUCUGCGUCUCACAAAGACACAGCGAUUGGAACCAAAAAUCUCCAAUUUGGAGUCAUCAGACCAAAGGACAGAUUUCCACCAGUCUAAUGUCCAUUGCUCGUGUUUCUUGGCCCAAGCGAGUCUCUUCUUAUUAUUGGUGUCCUUUAGUAGUGGUUUCUUUGCAGCAAAUCGACCAUGAAGGCCUGAUUCACGCAGUCUCCUCUGAACAGUUGAUGUUGAUGUGUCUGUUACAUUUAUUUGGGCUGCAAUUUCUGAGGCUGGUAACUCUGAUGAACUUACCCUCUGCAGCAGAGGUAACUUUUGGUUUUCCUUUCCUGUGGUGGUCCUCAUCAGAGCCAGUUUCAACAUAGUGCUUGAUGGUUUUUGUGACUGCACUUGAAUAAACUUAUCAAAGUUCUUAACAAAGCACACCUGUUAAUUGAAAUGCGUUCCAGGUGACUACCUUAUGAAGAUGGUUGAGAGAAUGCCAAAGCUAUGUGCAGAGUGUGCAAAGCUAUCAAGGUAAAGGGGGGCUAUAUUUUGAUUAACGAUUUGUUGGUUACUACAUGAUUCUGUAUGUGUUAUUUCAUAGUUUUGAUGUCUUUGCUAUUAUUAUACAAUGUAGAAAAUAGUGAAAAUAAUGAAAAACCCUGGAAUGAGUAGGUGUGUCCAAACUUUUGACUGGUACUGUAUAUUUCAUAGGUUUGAAUGUUAAAUAUAGGCUACAUACACAAGUGAUUGUUUUAAUGAUGUGCCCUAUGCUGUGUCUUUUGAUUAAAAUUAAUAUAUUAUUCCUGAAAAGACAGGAUAUUGUAUAUAAAGUUGAACUAGAUAAUGGAAUAUGUUUAUUGGUGGGUAUAAUAAUGAUAAAGCACAGAAUGUUCACUUCUGUAUCGUCUCUGCUCCAUAUUCGUUAUAUUAUUUUGUUUCAUACUUUUGUGUUCAUUUGUAUAUUGGUAUUAUUCUGAUUUAUAGAUUCUGAUGCAAUUUUUUGUCUUUGUGGUGUUUAAACAACCGCAAAAUAAAAAGACAGACAAAAUUGAA